Messenger RNA from Pocillopora verrucosa, 1165 nucleotides. Its product is annotated as probable alpha-ketoglutarate-dependent hypophosphite dioxygenase. The record is from RefSeq and is a predicted model, not a curated record. NCBI's taxonomy places the organism in Eukaryota, Metazoa, Cnidaria, Anthozoa, Scleractinia, Pocilloporidae.
AAUUAUUAACCCCAAACACAUAGUGCGGUCUGGCUGUGGUAUCACAGCCAUAUUACCCUCGGUAACGUCACGCAACAUACAUAAACACUUCCAACUGCUUAAUAACCGAGCGUGAGGGCCGUACUGGGGAAAUUUGGCUCGAGGUCGUGGCAGAGCGAACAGAGCACCGAAGGCCAAUGUUUCCCAGCACAGCUUAAGCAAACAAGUAUGAGAGAGACGGUUAUCUUGUCGUAGAGGACGUUUUUGAUGCUGCCAAAGUCAAAGAGCUUUCUGAUGCCGCAGAUGAUUUUGUUAAAAGAAGCGCCACUAUGACCAACUCAGAUAAAAGUUUCCAUCUUGAGUGGAGAGACAACUCAUUCAAGCCUACUUUAAAACGAGUUUCACUUCCUUCCGCCAUUAACCCAUUAUUUGAGGAAAUACACCGCGACAAGAAACUAUUAGACAUUGUUUGUGAUUUGAUUGGUCCUUCCGUCCGUUACAACCAGCACGACGCCCUAUUCUUCAACUUUCCACAAGGUGGCAGUUUUCCGAUCAAAUGGCACCAGGAUUGGACUUUUUGGCCUCACACAAAUAAAGACCUUGUGAUGGGCUUCCUUUCAAUUGAUGACUCUAGCAGAGAAAAUGGUUGUCUACAAGUCAUACCGGGAAGUCAUAAGGGUCCUUUUUAUAAUCACUUCAUCGAAGACAAGUUUGCCUCUGAGAUCAACGACCCGACGUUUGAUCCCAGUCAAGCUGUUUAUGUGGAGGUUCCCGCGGGUGGAAUUUCGUUUCAUCAUCCAUUCACUGUGCAUGGUGCUGCCGCCAACCAAUCAGAUCGAUCGAAGCGUUACUUUGCGUUAUCUUUCACCGCCACAGAUGCGUGGCCUCUCAUCGGUGUUGUGGGCAAGGAGGAACAACUCUGGGGCCCAGUAGACUGGGACCGAUAUUGUUCGACUGUGGUCCGAGGUAAAGCAAGCAGAUUUCCCCGGAUGGAAGCAAUUCCAGUGUCACUUCCGGUUCCGUUUUCUACCGAAAGUAUUGCCCCUUUCUUCGCGCGCGAAAGUAAAUCGAUCCACGGCAACCCAAAAAAUUAGGGGAAGAAAUAGCAUUUUCUGAAAAUCGUGGACACUUUAUUAAAACUUUUCAUCAAAAGAGUUGAAUAAAGAAUAGUCAAACUAUGCAAUCA